Messenger RNA from Macrosteles quadrilineatus (aster leafhopper), 3204 nucleotides. It is a transcript of the gene unc-45, whose product is annotated as protein unc-45 homolog B. The coding region runs from base 243 to 3053 and encodes 936 amino acids. The record is from RefSeq and is a predicted model, not a curated record. Gene Ontology annotation, molecular function: Hsp90 protein binding; serine-type endopeptidase inhibitor activity. The transcript has 2 exons. NCBI's taxonomy places the organism in Eukaryota, Metazoa, Arthropoda, Insecta, Hemiptera, Cicadellidae.
CUCUCUGGCCGAUGUCAAAACAUAAGCCUCUUGAACAUUCUUGCCUAUUUUGGAGUUUCAGAUAAAGAAUGGUGCCAAGUUUCAAAAUAGUUUGUUGUAGAGAGUUCUGGACUCGCACUUUAUAAGUUUACGGUGGAGUUUCUCAGAAUUAGUUUAUUAAAGGUGCGGUUAGUGUUUGGAAGAGUUGCUGUGUAAAAUAAGGUUACAUUUACUUAUAUAUAGGCUACAUUGCAAUCGUCGAGAUGACUAAGGAGAGCAACAGUGAAGAUCCUUUGAAAUUGAAAGAAGAAGGCAACGCUUCUUUUAAGGAAGGUAAUUUAGCACAUGCUCUAAGUUGUUACUCCAAAGCAAUCAAGUUAUCAAAAGAUGAAACCCCUGAAAAAGCUAUUCUAUUUAAAAAUAGGGCAGCUGUGUAUCUUAAGCAGGAAGAUUUUGCGAAAGCGCUUAAAGAUUGUGAUAAGUCACUUGAGAUAGUUCCAAACGACCCUAAGACUCUCUUUCGUAGGUGCCAGGCAUUAGAGAACCUUAACCGACCAGAAGAAGCGUAUCGGGAUGCCAGACAAGUUCAUACAGUUGACCCAACAAACAAAGCAAUUCAACCUGUGCUUGCUCGACUUCAUGAAAUUGUCCAAGAAAAAUUACGAAUCAAUGCUCAGACAAAUAAUAAAAUAGCCUCCAUGUUCGAGAUAGCAUUUGACUUUCAACAGACUAAAGACAAGCGAGAAUCUGCAAUGAAUAACAUCUUAGUAUUGUCCCGAGACUCUGCAGGGUCAUCAGCUCUUGUUGAUGCUGGUGUUAUUCAAAAGAUAGGAAGCCUUCUCAAAGUGGAAAAGAACAAUGACAUUUUCCUCAGUGGUGUCAGAAUUGUAGGCGAGCUUUGUAGAGGAUCAUUACAAAGGACCAAGAAAGUUUUAGUUGAGUUAGGAAUACCUUGGUUUCUCGAUAUAUUAAAUUGCUCCAAAGAGGAACAAGUAAAUGCAUCUCAGUAUUGUUUGCAGACUAUUUUAAACUCUCUAAGUGGACUAGACAACAAACCAGAUUCAAAACCAGACCAACAGUUGUGUGAAGAAAAUAAGAAAGAGAUUGAUACAUUGUUGACAUGUCUGAUAUACGCUACAACAAGUAGAACAAUGACGGGAUUAGGUAGGGAUGCUAUCAUACAACUAAUUAUGCGCAAUGUUCAUUACAAAGGCAUCGACUGGGCUGAAACAUUGAUUGAAAUUAAAGGUCUCCAAAGGUUGUUGGAAGUAGGAAGUGAACUUCAGGAAUACAAGUAUGAAUCAGCAAUGGAAAUAACAGAAUCCACCCGUACCAUUACAGCAGUUUGCUUAGCACGGAUAUACGAAAACAUGUACUAUGACAAGGCACGUGAAAGAUAUCUUGAAGCUGUCAAUGACUACAUUAAAAGUAAACUUAUCACUCCUGAAAUUGAAUCAAAGGUUAGAGUUGUUGUUGCUUUAACUUGCUUAUUACUUGGACCAUUAGAUAUUGGCAAUACUAUUGUGGCUAGAGAUGGAAUGCUUGAAAUGAUACUGGUUAUGGCCAAUUCUGAGGAAAAGCUUCAACAAAAAGUAGCUUGUGAAUGUAUAAUUGCUGCUGCAUCAAAAAAAGAUAAGAUAAAAACAAUUAUUUCUCAGGGUGCAGAUAUUCUCAAGAAACUGUAUCAGUCCAAAGACGACUCAAUUCGUGUGAGGGCUUUGGUGGGUUUAUGUAAGCUGGGAAGUAUGGGAGGUACAGAUGCGUCAAUAAGGCCAUUUGCAGAUGGUUCAACAACAAAACUUGCCGAAGCUUGUAGACGAUUCUUGAUAAGCCCUUCCAAAGAUGCUGACAUGCGUAGAUGGGCAAUUGAAGGUUUAUCGUAUCUCACAUUAGAUGCGGAUGUCAAAGAAAAGCUCAUCGAUGACAAAAAAGCCCUUCAUGCCAUGGUAGAGUUGGCAAAAUCAGGAAAUCAAGCUUGUGUGUAUCCUACAGUCACUACAUUGGUGAAUCUGUGUAACGCAUAUGAGAAACAAGAAGUUAUUCCUGAAAUGAUUGAAUUAGCAAAGUUUGCAAAACAUCACAUUCCAGAAGAUCAUGAACUGGAUGAUCCUGACUUUGUUUCAAAGCGUUGUGCGGUUUUGGCUAAGGAAGGAAUAAUAAGUGCCCUUGUAGUUCUGUCCAAAACAGAAAGUGAUAAUAGCAAAGAACUUAUUUGUCGUGUAUUUAAUGCAAUAUGUGCAGAAAGAGACCUUCGAGGUAUAGUUGUUCAGCAAGGAGGCGCAAAAGUGCUUUUUUCAAUGGCACUUGAAGGAACCGAUAAAGGCAAGAAAAAUGCAGCCCAAGCUUUAGCGAGGAUUGGUAUCACCAUCAAUCCUGAGGUCGCUUUCCCUGGUCAAAGAUGUGUUGAAAUAAUUCGCCCUCUUGUGAUGCUUCUUCAUCCUGAAUGUACUGCCCUUGAGAGUUUUGAGUCUCUCAUGGCUUUAUGUAAUUUAGCCGGAGUAAGUGAAACUGUACGGAAAAGAAUAAUCAAAGAAGGAGGUGUAACGAGGAUAGAAGGCUACAUGUUUGAAGAACAUCUCAUGUUGAGAAGAGCAGCGACACAAUGUAUGACUAACCUGAUGUUGUCUCCAGACAUUAUAAAGAUGUAUGAAGGCAAAAAUGACAGGGCCAAAUUUUUGCUGUUACUCUGCGGAGAGGAAGACGAAGACACAGCCGAAGCUGCUGCGGGUGCUUUGGCCAUGUUGACAUCUGUGAGUAAAAAGUGUUGUAAGAAACUGUUUGAAGUUGGUUCGUGGCUAGAAAACUUUCAGGAACUUCUUGCAAACCCCAAAUUUGAAAUGCAGCAUCGAGGUAUCGUCAUAAUGUUGAAUAUCAUAAAGUCUUCUAAAGAAUUGGCUGAAAAAGUGAUGUCAACAAACUUAAUGGAACUUUUGAUGGCCUUAUCUAUCAUAAAUGAAGAGGGAAAAGAGAAAAUUAAAUCCAUUGCUGAAGAAUGUCUCAAAGCAGCAGAAGAAUGGAAAAUUAUCAAAAAGCCUGGGGAAGAGGAAGAAGUUUUAUCUGAGGAGGAGGAUUAAGUUCUAAAAAUCUGCACACCAGUUCAAGAUAGGGCAUUGCAAGAAGAAGAAGCUGCAGGUACCUACAACAAAAUUACAAUGCUCACAGCACAUGACCUUUCUAGCCAGUAUUUCGACGUAUUAACAGAUUCUUACCGGGCAAAUGUUUCAG